This is a messenger RNA of Funneliformis geosporum, 1336 nucleotides long. The record is from the annotation of a GenBank genome assembly. Lineage: Eukaryota; Fungi; Glomeromycota; Glomeromycetes; Glomerales; Glomeraceae.
AUGAAGUUGCCAAUUAAACUUUUAACAUGGUUAUUUGGGAUAUGGAUGAAAUUUGUUUUGAAUAUUGAAGCAAUUCCCAUAAACGUAUAUGAUUUACAUUCAUCGCGACAAUAUAAUUUUCGGAUAAACGAAAUUAACAAUAGAGAAUAUUCGGGGAAAUUUUUGCACAUUACUGAUAUCCAUCUUGACCCUUAUUAUCUUCACAAUAGAAAACCUGAAAAAUAUUGUCGUCGUUAUGCCAAAAAAUCAAAGAAUAAUAAAUCAGGAAUAUUUGGUACCCUAGGUUCACAAUGUGAUUCACCUCACGAAUUAGUAGAUUCAGCAUUCUCUUUUCUUAAAGAAAACUUUCAAGAUGUUGAUUUUGUAAUUUAUACCGGUGAUUCAUUGAGACAUGAUAGAGACCCAAAAUUACCUUUUUUGAAAGAUGAAGUCGUCUCGGGUCAUAAAGCUAUUGUCAAAUAUGUUACAGAAACUUUUGACCUAAAUAAAACUAAAUUUAUCCCCACAUUGGGAAACAAUGACGAGUGGGAACAUAAUCAGCUUGGAGGUGGAACAAAUACACUUUUCAGUAACUUGACUCAAAUAUGGGCGCCUUUAAAUUUGAAUUUAACAGAUGAUUUUACAAAUGGAGGGUACUUUAGACAAGAUGUAAAUUCAAAACUCAGCGUUCUUAGCCUAAAUUCGUUGUAUUUCUACGAAUCUAAUGAACAAAUAAAGGAUUGCGAUCAUAAAAAAUCUCCAGGAGCAAUUCAAUUGAAGUGGAUUGAAUAUCAAUUGAAGAAUGCAAGGAAAGAAGGAAGAAGAAUUUUUAUUGCACAACAUGUUCCACCGUUGGAUUCUGAUGGUGAACCAUCAUUUCUUCCGAAAUGUCAAGAUAAAUUCGUACAAUUGCUCGGGAAAUUUUCUGAUGUGAUAUCCGGUCACUUCUCUGGUCAUACAAAUCUAGAUGCUUUGACCUUUUUAACAGAAUCCGCUAAUGUUCGUGACAAAUACAGUUUAUACUAUCUUGAUAAGGAUGAAGGCCCUUCAAAGAAUUCGGUCAACAAUAUUAUCUUAGUUUUGAAUAAUGCUCCUUCAAUAGUUCCAAGCAAAGCACAACGCAGGAAUUCGAGAGUACAGAAGGCCAAUGAGUUAGGCAAAGCAGAAUGGGAAAUUGAAUAUAUUGCAAGUGAAUCGUAUAAUAUGAGACAAUUAUCACCUUCGGAAUGGGCCAAUGUUUUAAAUGAAAUGAAAUGCAAACAUAGAGUGUCGGACGUGUUUAUUUCUGUGGAUACUUAUUUGCAAAAGGUAAGCGAGUCUCAGCUUCCUACGCGAAAAGUUGCUGGAAAUACUGACG